AUGGAAGGUCAAAGAAGCUCCACCAAUAAAAGAACCAUCAACUUUGACAAUGGGUUGAAUUCCAACAAUCCUGGGUUGUUUCAGCUGAAUGGAGUCCCAGUAAAUACCCCAGAUCAUUGCGGCUUCACUUCCAUGGGAUCAAAUGGAUCCAGCUCUACUAUGAACUCACCAGGCCAGGUCAAUCUUGGGGAUUCAAGCCUGGAACGUGGAUGCUUGUUUUCUCUUGUCAAUCAUACUGGAACUGGCCAGAGGUUAGAGGGAAGGAAUUCUGGUCUGACCUUUAAUGGGCCAUCAGCUUUGCAUGCUUCUGGUUCUUAUGCUGUCCCUCAGGUUAACUUAAAUGUAGCUUACCAAGGCAAUGAUGGCUAUAGUGGUCAGGUCAUGGGAUCUGAAACUCUUGAACAUGUGGUUGAAGAAGUAAAUCCGGGCUUGGGUUCAUCAGGUGGAGAGUACCGAUGUAACAAAAGAAAAAUUCCUGAAAAAGCUCCUGGACAACUUCCUUUUUGUGGAAAUUCAAGCUCCACAAGGCAAGUUGUAAUUCCGGAUAGCCAACAAAGUAAAUUAGCCCUGAUGGAAGGUCAAAGAAGCUCCACCAAUAAAAGAACCAUCAACUUUGACAAUGGGUUGAAUUCCAACAAUCCUGGGUUGUUUCAGCUGAAUGGAGUCCCAGUAAAUACCCCAGAUCAUUGCGGCUUCACUUCCAUGGGAUCAAAUGGAUCCAGCUCUACUAUGAACUCACCAGGCCAGGUCAAUCUUGGGGAUUCAAGCCUGGAACGUGGAUGCUUGUUUUCUCUUGUCAAUCAUACUGGAACUGGCCAGAGGUUAGAGGGAAGGAAUUCUGGUCUGACCUUUAAUGGGCCAUCAGCUUUGCAUGCUUCUGGUUCUUAUGCUGUCCCUCAGGUUAACUUAAAUGUAGCUUACCAAGGCAAUGAUGGCUAUAGUGGUCAGGUCAUGGGAUCUGAAACUCUUGAACAUGUGGUUGAAGAAGUAAAUCCGGGCUUGGGUUCAUCAUGUGGAGAGUACCGAUGUAACAAAAGAAAAAUUCCUGAAAAAGCUCCUGGACAACUUCCUUUUUGUGGAAAUUCAAGCUCCACAAGGCAAGUUGUAAUUCCGGAUAGCCAAGUUCUCCCCACCAUGAGCAAUUUUGCUGGGAGUGCAAUCCCAUACACUUCUCGAGAAAAUCUUCUAAAUCCUAAUCACUCAGGCCAAGUGACACAUAGACUUGGUUCUGUAAUGGCAGAAUCAGAAUCUUACAUGCAUGGAGCUUCAAGGGAAGUAAGAAACACAGAAAGUUUUCACAGAAAUAUACGCCAGAGAAGAAUAGAAAAUCAUCAAGAUCUUCUACCGGCAAACGCAUUUGUCUCAGGAAAUUCUGUAAUAAACUCACCUGUGGAGUUACCAGGUCAGACAUCCAUAGUUUCCCAAUUGGAUCACUCCAAUAGCUUUCCUGGACAUAUUGCUUCUACAUUGCGAAGUGGCUCUACUGUGGCUCCCCCAGGGUUUGCUCAACACCAAGUAGCUGAAGGCUCUUCAAAUGGCACCAGUGCUGGGUUCCAGCUAUCUUCUGGUCUACCAGGGUUGCCUUGGGGAAAUAAUGCAGACCGGUAUACAGAGAGGUUGUCAGAUAUUGUUGUUCAAUCCAGGACUACAUUGACUGGCUCCAACUAUGGAGCGCAGGGUGGUAACAACCCAGAACACUCGAUUAAUUCACCUACUGAACAAACUUUAAGAGCUGCUAGAAGGGGUGACGUAAACGCUCUUCAAAGUCUCCUAACGCCAGGACUCUUUAUGACUAGAUUUGAGAGGCAUAAUGCCCCUCCAAUUCCCCGUGAACAGAGGAAUAUUGAUGUUGCUCGCAGGGGAGCCAUGUUGGUAUUUGAGAUUCGUCGUGUUUUGGAUCUCCUACGCAGGUCUGACCCUGUGCAAGAUGAGUUCUAUCGGGAACCUGAGGAGGAGGGGGAGGACGAUGACGAGGAGGAUGACGUGCUUGAAGAUAUGCAUUUUGAUGUUGAUGAUAUGUCUUAUGAGCAACUAUUGGCUCUAGGAAAUCAAAUUGGAAAUGUGAGCUGUGGAGUGAACAAGGAUACUAUUUUCACCCAUCUGAAGCGGUGUAGGUAUCAGUCGGGCACAGCAGGACCUCAAGUAGAUCGGCCACGAUGCUGCAUUUGUCUGGAUGGUUAUAUCAAUGGGCAGGGGGUUGGCAAUCUGGAUUGUGGGCAUGAUUUCCAUUUUCAUUGCAUCAGAGAUUGGCUCCUGGAGAAAAAUUGUUGUCCCCUUUGCAAGAGGACUGCUUUGCCCAAAGAUUGAUGAAAUGUUAAUUUUGGGGCUCUGUUUCUUCCAAAUCAGACAUAAUUUACUGAGCCCUAAAAAUUAUCUCGAAUGUUUGUUGUUGAAAUUUGAUGUCAGUAGACUUUUUCUUAUGUUUGUGUCGUACUCAAAAACUUUCGUUACACCAGUUGACAUCUCUGUUAGAUGCCUUGGUGUCUUGUGCUGUCUUUUCUACUCUCAAAACUGAUGAUUUCUCAGGCUGUGGUGACCUACUGGGUUAUCCUUCUACCACAGAAUCUAAGAGGAGCAGAGGUUUGUAAUGUCACUGAAGCAGCAGGUGUUUGGAAGAAUAGAAGGAAACCUCAGUUCAGAGAAUCAGCAAAUUUUGUGAAGGUGGUUAUGAGAUAGCUGCUUUUCAAGUAUUUUUAG
Messenger RNA from Ilex paraguariensis (yerba mate), 2697 nucleotides. The record is from the annotation of a GenBank genome assembly. NCBI's taxonomy places the organism in Eukaryota, Viridiplantae, Streptophyta, Magnoliopsida, Aquifoliales, Aquifoliaceae.